AUGGAUUUAACAUAUGCGUAUAGCAAAUUACGCAGCCAGUUCGGACGUCAGAUAAUGUUCUGCGAACAAAGAACGGACAUGUGCGACAGCAUCAGCGUGAACCCCAGCGAGCACAAGCACUACAUCCUGCGCAACCCCGUGCACACCAUCACGCAGCACACGCCCAACUUCUCGCAGUGCGAGAUCAACACCAUCCGCGCCGACUACUCCAACAGCGGCGCCAACCACGCCGAGGGCGGCUGGCCCAAGGACGUGAACGUGAACGACCCCGAGGCCACGCAGCGCUACCGCCGCAAGAUCGAGAAGGACGACGCCUACAUCCACUGCAUCAUGGCGCUGUCCCCGGGACUGGAACGCCUUGUAUUGCAAAAUAACGCUAUAGAUAUGUACCAGACCUAUUACACCGAGCUAGCAAACAUGCCUGCGGUAGAGCACAACAGCUGUCGCACGGUGAACGUGUACCGGGACGGCGCCGGCGCCACCGCCGUGGACGAGACGGGCCGCACGGUCGCCGUCAGCAGCCCGUGCCGGCCCGUCAGCUCGCUGUGCUGGCUCCCCGACGGCGGCGCGCGCUUCGCUGCCUCCUACGUCGACGUGGACUUCAACCGUGAAACGACCUCUCCACUGUUCGCAUACAUUUGGGACGUAGAGAACUCCAACAUGCCCGAGACGACCAUCACGCCGCCGUGUCCGCUGCUGGACCUGCAGUACAACCCGAAGGACGUGAACGUGCUGGCGGGCGGGCUCAUGGACGGCGGCGUGGCGGCGUGGGACGUGCGCGAGAAGGCCAAGAAGCCCAUCGCGGCCAGUCCGCCGCACGUGGCGCACCGCGACUAUGUGCGCAACGUGCUCUUCAUCAACGCCAAGACCGGCAUGGAGUUCUUCUCCGGCUCGCCUGACGGCGUCGUCAAGUGGUGGGACAUGCGCAAGAUCGACGAGCCCACCGACGAGAUGAUCAUAGACGUGGUCAAGACGCAGAAUGACGUGCAGAGCAUGGCCAAGUCCAACGGUAUCAGUGUCAUGGAGUUUGAACAGACUAUACCGACGCGUUUCAUGGUCGGAACAGAAAAUGGCUAUGUGAUUAACGGUAAUAGAAAGGGUAAAACUGCAUUGGAUAAGUUACCAGCGAAGUUCGAGGCACACGUGGGGCCCGUUUGGCGUGUAGAGCGGAAUCCUGGCUUCCUCAAGAAUUUCUUGACGGUGGGCGACUGGACGGCGCGCAUCUGGAGCGAGGACUGCCGCGAGUCCUCCGUGCUGUGGACGCCACCGCUGCGGCACCGCGUGACGGACGGCGCGUGGAGCCCCACCAGGCUGUCGCUGAUGAUGCUGACGCAGUACGACGGCGUGCUGUCGGUGUGGGACCUGCUGCGGCGCCAGCACGAGCCCGUGCUCUCCAUGCAAGUGUGCGACGAGCCGCUGGUGACGCUGCGCACGCACGAAGCUGGCUCCUUACUAACGUGUGGAAGUAUCAAAGGGAAUAUAUACUUAUUGGAGCUGUCGCAGACUCUGGCUGCCUCUGACAAAAACGACAAACUUCUAUUGACUGCGGUGCUGGAGCGCGAGAGCAAGCGCGAGCGCAUCCUGGAGGCGCGCCUGCGCGAGAUCCGCCUCAAGCAGCGCCAGGCGGAGGAGGCGAGCCCCACGCACUCCGGCACCGACGUGGACGCGACGGUCGGCGACCGCGACCUCGCCGACGCCACGGCGGACUUCAUGCAAGCCGCUAAGAAGGAGCUCGCCUCCAUGUAG
This is a messenger RNA of Helicoverpa zea (corn earworm), 1746 nucleotides long. Its product is annotated as dynein intermediate chain 3, ciliary-like. The record is from RefSeq and is a predicted model, not a curated record. Gene Ontology annotation, cellular component: outer dynein arm. The coding region runs from base 1 to 1746 and encodes 581 amino acids. NCBI's taxonomy places the organism in Eukaryota, Metazoa, Arthropoda, Insecta, Lepidoptera, Noctuidae. Gene Ontology annotation, molecular function: dynein light chain binding; dynein heavy chain binding. Gene Ontology annotation, biological process: cilium movement; outer dynein arm assembly. The transcript has 7 exons.